This is a messenger RNA of Anopheles bellator, 716 nucleotides long. RefSeq lists its product as uncharacterized. Lineage: Eukaryota; Metazoa; Arthropoda; Insecta; Diptera; Culicidae. The record is from RefSeq and is a predicted model, not a curated record. The coding region runs from base 21 to 512 and encodes 163 amino acids. The transcript is spliced from 3 exons.
AACACAUCCUUUUGGUGAAAAUGAAUUACAUUGAAAACUUGCUAAUUUAUGCCAGAAAUCUCUCGCCAUUCUACAUCUUUAGCAUGGCAAUAUCAAUCUUUGCCGUGUUGCUCACGGCGUAUUUCGGAAUAACCGGAUGUACCGCAACGCUCGAUGAUGGGGCCAGUAGUUCCGACGGUAGGCCUCCGAAGAAAGCAACUUCAAACAACAACAGUAGCCGCAAACAGGAGCAUUCCAACACCACUGACGACUCAGUUGACGAGGCGCCCAGCAGCGACAGUGAAGAAAGUGCGGAUGGAAUGCAUGAGCGGAUGCACAUCGAAUCUCUGAGACAGCUGAAAUCCGCAAAAUUAAAAUCAAUCGAAAAAUCCUUGACCGAAGAGCAGCGGAAAGCGGAAAAAGAAAUCGAACGGGCACAGCUGGCCGCAAUAUUUGAACUUUUGAAACAACAAACGGAGAGCUCCAAUUUAGACGAAGAAGAUCUAAAAGAGCAGCUUAGUCUCUAUCGAUAAAAUACAAUCACAACUUCGGAUAAUCAUCUUUCGUGUGCGCGUGGUCAAUGUUCUAGUCAAUUUUAGAUUAGCUUUAGAACCGUUAAAAGUUAUUUGCUUUUUUCACAAUUUUACAUGAAGAAACAGCUCCUUAGCACACAUUUCGGUUUUGUUUGAUCAUCACAUAGUCAUUUAGAAAACGUAGCAGAACGCGUAAAAUGGUAA